Molecule: messenger RNA, 1196 nt
Organism: Helicoverpa zea (corn earworm)
Lineage: Eukaryota; Metazoa; Arthropoda; Insecta; Lepidoptera; Noctuidae
Exons: 4
Coding region: 45-1196 (383 amino acids)
Source: RefSeq, a predicted model, not a curated record
AGGUCAUUCCUUUAUAAAACAUUAUUUAACUAUUUGAAAAUAAAAUGGAACCUUUGCCAUUAUCAAAUGCUCCAAAGAGUAGUUCUUCAAGCAACGUGAUCGAUAAAGAUGUGCAAGCAAUAUUUUAUCCAUUAAAUGUCAUGUCAGUGCUAUUGUUGCAUCCAAAAUAUGUGAUCAAAAACAACAAAAUAACCCCUUUAAGCAAUGUAAUAAAAAUAUUUACAGUGUGCGUAACAACUUUGUAUUUAUGUCAGCAUGCUCAUAAAUUUUUCAGUGUGGUCUUAGACGAUAAUAUACGGAGGAUCCAGCCUGUUAGCUAUCUCUAUUACGCCACUGGUUCCGAUCUUCUGUUUCUCACUUGGGGCUUCAUCAUGAAUUGUGCAGGCAAUAUUAUUGAUACCAAAAAGUAUGUUGCCUUCAUCCUUAACUUCCAAGAAUCGCAUAGAUUCCUUGGCAGCGCCUGCUAUAAGAGAUUCAUCAUCGUUAAUUGGCUCAGUGUUAUUUCUAUGUUCGGUUAUUUUAUUAGCAGUUCUAUAUACACGUAUAUUACGUUCUUUCAUCCUCCUUGGGGUACUUUAUUCCAUAUGAUGGUGUUGGCUACACUUGAUGCUGAUGCGGUUUAUGCCUGUCGAUUGAUUCUCUUAAUCUCAGAGCAAUUCAUACAGUGGAAUGAACGAGCAUUACUUUUGAAAGAAAAUGGAGAAGAUAAGGAUUAUUGUAGAAAAAUGUUUCAGACUUACGCACAGAUUUUGAAGUGCUAUAAAAUUUAUAGAAAUACAAUGCAGUUCAUGAUUCUUUAUAAGACAGCAGAAUCCAUUAUUAUCGGCUUGGUCGACAUACAGAUUUUGAUUACUUUUGUCAAAUUGGUUGUGAAAGAGAGAAAACCACUUUACGUACAAAUAUUGGUUUAUGCGUGGACAAUAAAGAAUCUGGCGAUACAAACUACGCUCAGUGUGCACCUGGAAACAUUCUAUGGCAUUGCAAAUAAAGUUCAGGACUCCUGUGCUCUCCUUUUGGCUUCAAAUUGUACAGAAGAGAGCAAGAAGUUAUGCAAAAAGGUUCUCCGUCUGCAUCGUACAAUGUUUGAAAAGUUGAACGUUUUUGGCCUCUUCGUCGUGGAAAGCCGUCACGGUCUCCGACUCUUGGCCCUGUUUACCAGUUACACUGUUGUUCUGCUGCAGUUCGCGUUUUUGUAA